CGACGUAUUACCAUUCUUACUCAUAUUUGAACCUGAACACUCAUAGGCCGUGCUGCGCUGUAAUUCAAUCCUACAUUCUCAUGAGCGCAGCUGCACUUCCCGCCGCGAAAGCUGCCCAAGGAUUCGCUUCGAGAAAACAUGCUUGCAACUCUUUAUUAGUCAACUAUAAAUCGGCAUCAUGCCAUGGGCAGCGUCGGCAGGUCUUCGCACGCGCAGCAGCAGCGGCUAGCCAGCAGCCAAGCAGUAACCCUAAGCCGGGCAAGUGUUGGCUGGUGGGAGCAGGCCCCGGUCCCGCGGACUACCUAACGCUAAAGGCUGUACGACUGCUGGAAUCCGCUGACGUCAUCAUCUACGACGACCUGGGCUCCCAGGAUGCUCUGUCCUUCGCCCGCCCCGGCGCCCAGCUGCUGUAUGUUGGCAAGCGCGGCGGGCGGGAGGGCAGCGCAGCGCAGUACCAGAUCGAUGCGCUGCUGGUGGAGCAGUGCGGCAGGGGUCACCAGGUGGUGCGGCUCAAGGGUGGCUGUCCCUCCGUCUUCUCACGAGUGGCCAGCGAGAUUGCCGCCCUAAGCCAGGCGGGUAUCGAGUUCGAGCUGGUGCCCGGAGUGUCAUCCGCACUGGCGGCACCGCUGAUGGCGGGCUUCCCCCUCACCCACGUCACCCACGCCCCCUCCUUCACCGUUGUCUCCGCCCACGCGCCCGCAUCCACCGACUGGGC
Messenger RNA from Astrephomene gubernaculifera, 715 nucleotides. The record is from the annotation of a GenBank genome assembly. NCBI's taxonomy places the organism in Eukaryota, Viridiplantae, Chlorophyta, Chlorophyceae, Chlamydomonadales, Astrephomenaceae.